Messenger RNA from Gossypium arboreum, 999 nucleotides. RefSeq lists its product as uncharacterized. The record is from RefSeq and is a predicted model, not a curated record. Bases 160 to 756 code for a protein of 198 amino acids. The transcript is spliced from 3 exons. Lineage: Eukaryota; Viridiplantae; Streptophyta; Magnoliopsida; Malvales; Malvaceae.
AAAAAGAUAUUAAUUUUAAUUCCCUUCCCUUCAUAUUUCAGAUUAUUUUUUUCUUUCUCCUCCUAUUCAUAUACAAAACUGCGUCUAAUUGAAUUCCAUAUUCCUCAAUACUUUUCUUCAUCUACUUUCUUUAAAAUUAUCCAAAAAAUCCCAACAAUCAUGUCAUCCCAGAUUUCCGAGGCUGAUCAAGAACUCCUCCGCCACAAACUCGACAUUUUCAAGAUCCGCGGCAAAGAUAAGCAAGGUCACAAGAUUCUUCGUAUUAUCGGAAAAUUCUUCCCUGCUCGGUUAUUGAUCGUUGAGGUUGUGAAGAAGUAUUUGGAAGAGCAUAUAUUUCCAAGGCUAGGAAAGAGGAGGUUUUCGGUGUUGUACGUGCACACCGGGGUUCAAAGGAGCGACAACUUCCCUGGAAUCUCAGGGCUACGGUGGAUCUACGAGGCCAUCCCUGUCAACGUUAGGGAUAAUCUCCAAACCGUAUACUUCCUGCACCCUGGCCUCCAGGCCCGUCUCUUCCUCGCCACCUUUGGCCGCUUUCUCUUCAGCGGAGGGUUGUACGGGAAACUGAGAUACGUGAGCAGGGUGGACUAUCUAUGGGAGCACGUGAAGAGGAAGGAGGUUGAGAUCCCAGAGUUUGUGUAUAAUCAUGAUGAAGAUUUGGAGUACCGUCCGAUGAUGGACUACGGAUUGGAGAGUGAUCACCCUAGGGUUUCCCUUUCUCCUUCUGUCUCCAGCUACUCUAUGAGGUGCAUCUCAUAGCUAAUAACGUAAUAUAUCAUCUUAUAGACCUGUACUACUGCUGCUGCUGCUGCUGUUUCUCUUAUUUUCCUGUAAGGUUGAGAUUGAUUUGUAAAUAUAUACUAGCAUUGAGAAAGCAGGCAGCGUUGAAAGUCUGUUUUAAAUUUAAUCAUAGUUUAACUUGCUGUUAAUAUAAUAAUCUUCCCCUGCGUUUUCACAUGUAUUUGAAUACCAUUAAUCUAACAAUGUUAAAUUGAGAAGAAA